AAAGAUGACGGUUGUCUGUCAGCUGCAUGUUGUUUUGUCUUUCUUUGCGAUUGGAAGCUGUCGAUGAACCGAAGGGUAAACGCAACUGUGUGAAGAACUUGGCUCUCGUCCACUCAAAACUAUGUGUGACGCUGGCUGGUGUGGUGUCUAAUGUCCCCUCCUCUACCCCACUGGUUGGCUACUUUCACAAUCCAGUUCGAAUGAACAGUAUGUUUGUCAUAGGCUGCACAGCAAAAAUACAAGAGGUAUCUGGCAUAAUUUAGCUCUAAUAAUUAUGCUAACAUAACGACUAUUAUUUUCAAUACAUUUGGUCAAUAUAUUACUUGAUGAUAUAUACGCCUAUAAUCAAUAAAUCAUGACAUUUCCAAUAAUUAUGUUUAAUCUCACAACUCAAAUGAAGACCGGAGGUAAACAAGGCUUCAGCUCACUAACCACCUUCAUCUUUUCGUAGUGUGCUGGCUCAGUCCUAACGUAAUAGCCUGGUGACAACGAGGUUACUGCAUGCUUUUAUUUUAUUAAAUGGGAGGAAACGGAGAAGGAACGGGGAAAUAAUGGACCAGUAACUCCAUCUGUGUUUCGGGCUGGAGAACAGUAGCAAGCAGCAGCAACAGCCCUGUACGAGGUGUCUACCCGGUGUCUGUCAUUACAAGCUGUGGGAUGUCAUAGUCCGAGUUCCUUGGAUAUCUGAGAGACAUUGAGGAACCAGUGCCACCAUGGACUCCUGGGUGUUCCCCUCCUCGCUCCCCAACCUAACCGAAGAACCCCUGAUGUACGACAGCUUUAUUCUGGGCAACGAGUCAACGGAACCCAAUGGUACCUAUACGGGCGACAACACGUUCAACCAGACCAGCACCAUGGUCAUCACCUUCCUCUACUUCCUGGUGUGUGGUAUCGGUCUCUGUGGCAACGCCCUUGUGAUCUACGUCAUCCUGCGCUACGCCAAGAUGAAGACGGUCACUAAUAUUUACAUCAUGAAUUUGGCAGUCGCAGAUGUUCUGUUCAUGUUGGGGUUACCGUUCAUCGCCAUUCAGCUGGCGCUGGUCCACUGGCCGUUCGGUGCGGUGCUGUGUCGCGUGGUCAUGACCGUGGACUCACUCAACCAGUUCACCUCCAUCUUCUGCCUUAUGGUCAUGAGCAUCGACCGCUACCUGGCCGUUGUGCACCCCAUCCGGUCCACCAAGUGGCGCAAGCCACGUAUGGCCAAGACCAUCAACCUGGCGGUGUGGGGGGUGUCACUCCUGGUCAACCUGCCUAUCAUAAUCUACAGCGGUUUAAUCACCAAGCACAACAGUUGCUUCUGUACCAUCGUGUGGCCGGAGCCUGAGGAGGCCUACUACACCGCCUUCAUGUUCUACACCUUCGUCCUGGGUUUCUUCCUCCCGCUCAUGGUCAUCUGCCUGUGUUACCUUCUCAUCAUCAUCAAGGUGAAGUCGUCAGGGAUCCGUGUCGGGUCCACUAAGAGGAAGCGCUCGGAGAGGAAGGUGACCCGUAUGGUGUCCAUCGUGGUUGCCGUGUUCGUCUUCUGCUGGCUGCCCUUCUAUGUCUUCAAUGUGACGUCGGUGACAGGAACCAUCUCCACCACGCCCUUCCUGAGAAGCACCUUUGCCUUCGUGGUGGUCCUGGGUUACGCUAACUCGUGUGCCAACCCCAUCCUUUACGCGUUCCUGUCGGAGAACUUCAAGAAGAGCUUCCAGAACGUUCUGUGUCGGAAGAAGGUGGGCGGGCUGGAUGUGAUUGAGCGCAGCGACAGCAAGCAGGACAAGUCGCGCAUGAUGAAUGACCCCACGGAGACUCAAAGCACGCUGCUCAAUGGAGACCUGCAGACCAGCAUUUGAUGCUUGUUAAUUCUAAUGCAUCCCUUAUGUGUGAUCUAUACAGACAUCUUUGAUUUCACAUCAACUCUCCCUCAACCUCACAAGCUCAUCACACACAAACAAAUAAACUAACAAAACGCGCACACACACACACACACACACACACACACACACACACACACACACACACACACAGGUGUUUCUGCAGGUGGAAUCGGUCAUCCUGACCUGUUAUCAUGCCCUAUGAACAGCUCACAUAGGGAGAGUGAUUGUAGUUGAUCUCAUGGUGUGAUAUUUUGUAAGCAUUUUCUUCUCCCUGUGGACGAGAUGAAAAAAAUGCCAAAGGAACUAAGCCCUCAUGGUGUCUGCUCCUCAACGGCUGUUAUCAUGUUCUUUAUGUCUCAUAUCUCUGUUUACCAACUCUCUCUUUACUUUCUCAAAAGACAUACAAUGACAUGACAUUGGGUUUUCCUGGUCGUAAAAACCCAUACAUUGUGAUAUCUUCAUAAAGGAGAGAAUACAAACUGUAGUUGUGACUGCUCUCCGGUGUUUGGGUGGAAAGCUGAAGAUGUGUACUGAGUGUAUUGACGCUGGUGGACAGUGACAGGAUCAUGUGAGGACCAGAACAGGGUUGUGUUCAUUAGGCCCCAAACGGAAGAAAAGGGACUGAAACCGGGAAGUGCUACCUGAAAUGGUCUAAUAAGAAAGAUGCGUUUUCCGCUGCAGAGCACUUUGACAUGUCCCAGACUGUUACCUACGGUUACUGAUUGACAGCAGACGAGACUUAACCAUGGAGAACAAGGAUUCCCUGCACAGACGUUUACACUAGCAGGGUGAACCACCACCUCAAUCGGUCUUUGUCACAUUGUCCUGUAGCCAAGAUAAAUAGCAGACUAGGACGUAGGAAGUAUGCCAAAGUGAGACUAGGACUAUAGCAGACUCACUGUGUGCAUAUUGUCUGUUUACAAAGAUUGUGUCCAAAAUGGUGGGCAGAAUGUGGAAUUAGUAACAUGCCUCUAUUCUUAGAUACUGUAUUACUUAACACAACAGUGAGCAGCAGGCCGCAUCACCUCUGGAUCACUAAUGACUUAUCUAAUGACUUACUACAGAGAGAGGAGGAACAGUAGAGAUACUGGGACUACUUUGAAAUGACAUAAAAACACAUGAUAUCCCACAUUGUUAAUUUGCUGGCACAAGUCCUGCUGAGACUUAUACUGUCCAAAUAUGGACUCCGUAAAGUCGGUUUAACAUUAUGGUUGACCUUAGUGGGUUUUUUUAACCUCAGAAAGACAUAUUUGCUGUGGACAAAUAUUCAUCAGUGAGUCAUGGACCUACAGCGCACAGCUGAACAGUUACAGAGUUGGAAUCACAUGAUGACUGUAUGAAGUCCCCCGAUAACUAUGAAUGCACCCUUACUAUGUAAUUGAACAGUUUCUCUCUCUGUGUGUGUGUGAGAGAGUGAGUGUACACGUGUGUGUGUGUGUGUGUACUGUACACAGUGUUUUAUUUGAUACAGCAUUUAGUCCAAGGCCAUGAUUAGUAGAAGUGUAGAAUGAGUAGAUAUUGUACCCAAUAUGGGUACCAGGUGACCUCACCAGGAAAAACUCAGGGCCCAAAUUAUAAUUCUAGCCCAGUGUUUCUUGGUCAGAUCACAUGACCAGUAAGGGUGCAGAGUCCUACUACAGAGAUGAAUGCUGACAUUUUGUUAUAUUGACGGUAUUAGCAUGGCAUCGACCAAGGCUAAUCACUAACCAAACUGCUGCUAGACUGUAUAGACUCCAAUGUGUGCUGUAAUUGUCAAGUCAACAUUGUCAUGUCGUGGUUGAGAAUCAUUUAAUUAAUUUUUCGUCCAAGCUGAAUAGAACUGUUUGAUAGUUUAGAUAGCGAAGACAAUGCAUUUUUUCAAUCCUAUUGUCCAGUCCUAUUUGAAACCAUCCCUUGUCACGUUUCACCUCCUUCAUAAAUUGUUGCUAUUGCUGUUAUGUUGCAGUUACAGAAUAAUGUCCAGGAAAGACCAGUCUUUGCUUCAGCAGGUAUUGAAUACUGUAGUGGUCUUCUUUGCUGUAAAUUAAGCAGCGCUAAUCUGUUUCUCCAUCCAGCAUCAUUUCUUCAAAGCCCAAAGAACAAAUCCACAGUCUGAUCAGUUACAAUUCAAAAUGGCAGUCGUCAGAAACACUGCAGGUCAUGCUACAAACACCGAUAAAUCUCUAUCGCAUCGUGGGUUCAUUAUUUGAAAUAGUUACCUUUAGUUUGGCAGCUGUUUGACCUGCAUCUGACCCACAUUUUAUAGCUGGUCUUCAGGCUUGCCGAGUCAUGUUGUGUUUGAGAUGCUGAGCUCAUCACAGGCUACCCAGGCCUAGGGCAGGACAAUCACCCACAUACCCCUACUAUUUCUGAGAGGUCAAGUCUACUCAUCCCAGGCCACCCAUGCAGGCCCAGGGCAGGACAAUCACCAACCUAUCCCACACUGCCUGACAGGUCAGCUCUGGCACACUGGCAUAUGGAGCAUUACCACUGGGCACACACUAGUUCAAUCAACAUUGUUUCCACGUCAUUUCAACGUGGAAUAGACGUUGAAUUGACCUCCGUUCCCAGUGUGCCCUCGCUUUGGGAGGUCAGAGGUCACGCUGAGGCCUCCAGUCUGAGCGAUGUGAAUUUGAGAAGGGCUAGAAAACAUUGUACCCCUACGGGGUUGCAGCAGUGUUCAUUCUACUCCCCGUCAUCAUCACUCCCUAAAUCUCAGAGGUAUAACCUGUGGAUCGAUCUAUGCCUAUAUGGUAGUGUGUACUAUACUGUAGAUCUAGCUAGAACAGUCAGUACAAAGCCUUCUCCUCUUCCAUAAAGGUUCACCUGACCCAAAGUGCCAUUGUCUCCAGGUGCCAUUGACGCCAUUCCAUUUGUUCUGCUCCAACCAUGAUUAUGAGCCGUUCUCCUCUCAGCAGCCUCCUAUGAUACAAUAGUUUAUAUUGGAUGUGUCUUUACAUUUUGAAUACCAUCACAUUUGAUUUGCAAUUGACAGAGCAGUGGUUCCCAAUACUGUUACGUGUGAAGGAGAGCUCAGGCUCCAUAAUCUGGCUUCAACCUCCAUUAUGAGUGGCCGGCUGUAUCUUUGCUUCGUGAAAAACCUUUUCAGAGCUUUUUUGACUAAUAAAACAUCUGACCAUG
Molecule: messenger RNA, 4979 nt
Organism: Oncorhynchus mykiss (rainbow trout)
Lineage: Eukaryota; Metazoa; Chordata; Actinopteri; Salmoniformes; Salmonidae
Source: RefSeq, a predicted model, not a curated record